Messenger RNA from Apis florea (little honeybee), 4169 nucleotides. RefSeq lists its product as uncharacterized. Gene Ontology annotation, molecular function: chitin binding. NCBI's taxonomy places the organism in Eukaryota, Metazoa, Arthropoda, Insecta, Hymenoptera, Apidae. The record is from RefSeq and is a predicted model, not a curated record. Gene Ontology annotation, cellular component: extracellular region.
AAAAGUAAGCGACGAUAAGACAGAAAAGUCCAAAGUAGAAAUGGAUGGCCUUCUAACGCGACGUUUAAGAGUCAAGUUUGAAAGGUUGGAGAACGUUGGAGUUGCAUUGGCUAUCAGGUGGCGACGCAGGUGCUCCUUUCGCUCUUUCGGUGGGGGAUCGUUUUUUGACGAGGGCUACGCCAAUGCGAGAGCAGGGAAGGCGCCUAUGUCCGUCCAAGCCCCCCCACCUCGGCGUUAUCCUCCUGGCCGUAGAAAGCUCGACCAGACGACGCUGGCCGGAGCACAACGCUCCUGCCGCUGGCUUUUCCACUUCCAUCGCGCAGUCUUCUGGCCGGACCGGACGCGGUCUUGCCCUCAACCGACGGAACAACAACGCGCUCUUUCCUUUUCCCCGCCGAUUCUUCUCUCGAAAAUUCCAAUAUCCAUCCACCCUCGUUCGUCACGUUUCUCGAGAUCGUUCGCUGGCAGAGAAGUAGCCGCGCGGUGUAUAACGUGUGACAGAAGUAUAUUACUUUAGUUGGAGUGCGCCUCGAUGUGAAGAUCGUGUUUUCAUGAGGGAUUAACGAAGAAACGGAGCCGAGAGACAGUAGCGCCAACAUGCGGGAGAAAAGGUGGCUUCUGCUCGCUCUGUACGGAAUCCUAUUGGCCAACGCGGUCUCGGCCGAGCGUAAGGCGACCAGGCCGAAAUUCAAGAUCGCCACUACGUCGACCACCACCACCACCACCACCACCGAAGAGAAUCAGAAGAACGAGAACGAAGAUGCAGAGGCGACCACAGCAACGGCGACCGCCAGCGGGGAGACGAACGCGACGAGCGGCCACGUCCUCACGGGUAUCCCGCAGAUCGACUACAUCUGGGACCCGAAUUUGCCCCGCGAGUUGAACGGCUACAAUCUGAGCGAUUACCCGUUCUACAACAGCAUACCCGAGGACAUCGACUUCAAAUGCGACGGGCUCCACGACGGAUUUUACGCAAGCGUGCCGCACAAAUGCCAGGUGUACCAUCACUGCCUUUUCGGCACCCGAUACGACUUCCUCUGCGCCAAUUUCACGGCGUUCGACCAAAAGACCUUCAUCUGCCAUUUCGUGUCCGAGGUGGACUGCGCCAAUUCGAAGAAGUACUGGCACAGGAACGACGCCCUGUACAAAGCGACCACGACCUCCACCACGUCCACCACCUCGACCACCACCACCACCACCACCACCACCACGUCGGCGCCGGCGACGGCCGCAGGAGGCCGCCAAUCGUCGAGGGACCUGCCGUCGAGGAGGAGGAGGCCGUUCAGGAGGCGGCCUGUCUACGAUUACUACGACGAGGAGUACUACGACGACGACUACAGCCGGCCGCGGGGCUACAGCAGGGACGACUACGAUUACGAGGAUCGAAAGUACAGAAGGGAUCGCGACUUCAGGGAUAGAGAGUUUCGAGAUUCGCCCAGGUCCAGAGAGGGCGUCGACCGGUACAGAAACAACAGGAGGGAGCCUGUUGGCAGGGUGAGGGGGGAUCCUCCUUUGGAGGAGGAUGCCAGGCCCAGGCCGAGGGAUCCUCCCGACCAGGGCUCGAGGCCCUCCGUGUCCAGGGAGGUCGACGACGCGGAGUUGGACGACAGACGAGUCGAUCCCAGGCUCAGAGAUCCCGACGAUCGUCGCUAUCCGGAUAAAAGGUACAGGGACGAUUACGAGGACAAGGAUCCAGUUUCGGGAAGCACGGACGGCCUGGUGAAACCAGCUGCGCCCGCGACCUCGCUCUACGCGAGGCCAAGAACGCCUCCCAAGAUUCGUAGGCCGGUUCCGCUCUCCGAGCAGGAUAAAUACGCUUACAAAACUACGGCCGUGCAAUCGACCGAGGAACCUCGAAGAAGGCCGGUGGACAUCGCGGAGGACGAUUACUACGAGGACGAGUUGGAAGACGUGAGGCCGAUUCGAAGGCCGUUGAGGAGGAGGCCGUCGUCUUACAGGGACAGGGAUUUCUACGACGCGAUAGAGAGAGACAGAGGCCGACCGUUCAGAUCGCGAUAUCGGGACGACGAGGACGAGUUGCGGCCGAGGAAACACUCGAGGGAUCGCUACUACGAUCGAGACAGGGAUCGAGGCAGAGAUCGAUCCCUCCUCGAUCGUGGAAAGGAUCGGGGAAGAGGGCAGGAGCGACCCGUCGACAAGGAUGUCGUUCAGGGCGAUCGUUCCAGAUCGAGGUCGAAGGAUUCGCAAGAAGAUUCGAGACGAGAUCGCAACAACAAUCACGAUCGUACGGAACGAAUCUCCACCACCUCCACCACCACGACCACCACCACCACCACCACUCCCACCACCGCCGCUGCAACGAGCACCAGCACCACCUGCUCGCCCGAACAACCCCCUCGCAAAACGGAAUCCCUCUCGAAGGAGGGAAACGAGGGUAGAAAAACCGUGGAGGCGACCGACCCUCGUCGACCAACGAGCCAACACUCGUCCGAUUACCAAGAGCAGGAGAAACGCUACCAGACCACGUCGAUGGAGGAGUACUCGCAGGAGGAGUAUUACGACGAGGCGGAGGAUCCGCCGGCUCCACCGCCGCGCGCCACGAUCCGCGUGGUUAAACGACCCUUCCUGCCCUCCAGGGGGGGUAAUCCCAAUCCGAGGGGGUUGUCCCCGGUCGGCGCGAAGCUGGCCGCGCCCAAGAGGGUAGAGGAGGAGGAGGAGAGCGUGCGAAGGGGGAAGAAUUAUUAUCAGGCGGAGGAGAGGCCUCGAGAGGAGGGGAAGGAGGAUCGGAACGGAUACAAAACGGGCGUCGAAACGGACGGGGAGUACAACAGGAUGGGUGGAAGGUACGACACGGCGAGAGGCGCGCAGAUUCGAAGGCCGUCCGUUCAUGAGGAGGGGGAGGAGGAGGAGGAGGAGAAGUCGAAGCAAGGGAAGAACGAGGAUCCGUUCGAGGAUGGACUGGCCGGGUGGGAGGCCGCCGUGGAACAGUUCUCGAGCCCCGCGCAGGGCAACGAGGGGAGCAACGUGCAAACGGCUGCGUAUCGGGGCAAAGGGAGAUUGACGGAGAAUCCGAUUUACGGAACCGGUUUCAAGAACCAGGAGGAGAUCCAGGAGAAUCCGAGCGGGCCAGGUCAAAGUUUCAGGGUGAAGCAACGGUUGAACGAGGUGACGCAUCGGCUGCAGGACAUCCCCGAAAGCGAGUACGACGUGACCCUGAACGACGCGUUAACGCCCACGUUGAAUCAGGAGACCAGCCUGCCAAGCGGAUUCGUGCUGCCUCUCCACAGACAGAUCGGAAGGGACGCGGUCCUCCAAUCGUCCGAGAGUAAUUACAAAGUUUCCAGGCCCGUCAACCAGCAACAGAAACCGUUCGUCGCCAAUUCUCCAUUUUUACCCGCGGUUAACGGCGACAGGCUGAGAACCGUGUAUUACAGGACGGGGCCCGAGACGAUUCAAGUAGGCGGUGGCCAGUACAGGCCGCAGAGGGGAGGAUUGUCAUGGCAGGAUUAUACCGGCUACUGAAAAACGAAUUUCGAAUGAAGAGAGAAUGGAGAGGAUUGUUAUCGAGAUCGAUCUUGCAACGCGAAAUUUUCCUAAGAACCAGCGAAAUUCGCUUCGAUCGAGGAAAGUGAAAUUUUACGAAAAUUGAUCGAUUUGCCCUUUUCGGGGCAAGUUAUUAAUUAGAUCCUUGGAUCAAAACUUUUCGAUGCGAUUCUUUCGAUGCGAGGACAGGGAGGCGGGUAGUUUUAUCGGAAGUGGAAAACGAACAGGAGGAAAAAAUGUAAAUGUGGUGCAAGGUACAACGAUCGAGUAUAGUAUCAAUCUCCAAGAUGGUCGAAUCUAGAAUUGGGAUCAAUUUCGAAUUCCUCCUUUCCUGCGAGAUUCUAUUUCGAAAAUUAUAUUUAUAUCGUCUCGAUUAGUUAAUCCACUUCGAUCCAAUUUGUAAAUUCGUUCCAAUUGUAAUUCUUUCUACUUUCGGCAUAAAAACUUGUAAAUAUGCACGCGAUUGUGCCCAAUUUUAUUAUCCUCCUUCGGAUUAAAUUAUAAUAAUAUCUUAAGUGCGUGUAAACGAUUUUCUUUGUGAAAGCACAUUCGUCGUCUCGAUUUUUUUUUUUUUCUUCUUCUUCGAUAUUAGCAGCGAAUAAGUUUUCUCGAACAUGCAUUUUACCUUUGAUAAAUAAAUUGUAAAUUAUAUACCAGCCUUGACG